AUGCAGGUGAAAUUGAAUCUAUCUACUGCAUACCACCCGCAGACAGAUGGACAAACUGAGAAAGUCAAUCAGUGUGUUGAGAGGUAUUUGAGGUGUAUGGCAUUUCAGAAACCUCACAGAAAUACUGGUGGGGACAAUCUGGAUUGGGUAGCAUCAAGGGAAGCUAUGUUGACAACACUCAAAGAAAACCUCAGGCAGGCUCAAAAUCGAAUGAAGGUACAAAAGGAUAAAAGCAGGAGUGAGAGAGUACUGAAUGUAGGGGAUUGGGUAUAUCUUAAGAUCCAACCCUACAGGCAGGUUUCUGUGGCUGUCAGAAGGAACCUGAAACUAUCAGCUAAAUAUUAUGGGCCCUAUGAGGUGAUUGAGAGGAUUGGGGAAGUUGCUUAUAAGUUGUCCUUACCCUCAGGCACAUUACUACACCCUGUCUUCCAUGUAUCCCAGCUCAAAAAGAAGGUGGGAGAGGGAGUGGUAGUCCAAUUUGAUCCUCCAUCUGUGGGAAAAGAGGGGCAGAUACUAACAGCUCCCAUUGCAGUACAGGGAAAACGUCUGGUGAAGCAAAACAAUAGAGCAGUCACUGAGCUGCUAGUUCAAUGGGCCAACUUACCUCCAGAUAAAGCAACUUGGGAAGAAUAUCACCACCUCAAGAGCCAAUUCCCUUCUUUUGAUCCUUGGGGACAAGGAUCCUCUGAAGGUGGGGGUGGUGUUAUGACCUUGGAAAGUGGCAGUAAAUAA
This is a messenger RNA of Ipomoea nil (Japanese morning glory), 732 nucleotides long. RefSeq lists its product as uncharacterized. The transcript is spliced from 2 exons. Gene Ontology annotation, molecular function: nucleic acid binding. The coding region runs from base 1 to 732 and encodes 243 amino acids. The record is from RefSeq and is a predicted model, not a curated record. NCBI's taxonomy places the organism in Eukaryota, Viridiplantae, Streptophyta, Magnoliopsida, Solanales, Convolvulaceae.